Molecule: messenger RNA, 6510 nt
Organism: Pestalotiopsis fici W106-1
Lineage: Eukaryota; Fungi; Ascomycota; Sordariomycetes; Amphisphaeriales; Sporocadaceae
Exons: 3
Coding region: 1-6510 (2169 amino acids)
Biological process (GO): secondary metabolite biosynthetic process; amino acid activation for nonribosomal peptide biosynthetic process
Cellular component (GO): cytoplasm
Molecular function (GO): phosphopantetheine binding; catalytic activity
Source: RefSeq, a predicted model, not a curated record
AUGGUCACAUCAGAAGAUAACAACGUCUCAACUAAACCAUACCAUGGUUCUGUUUCCAAUGAAGACCUUAGCAAAAUAUGGUGUUGGAAUGCCGUGGUACCGGAGCCUAUCGAUGCCUGUGUACACCAAAUUAUCUCCGAGAGGAUCGUCCGCGAACAUCAAGCAGUAUGCGCAUGGGACGGGAGCCUCACUUACGGAGAACUGGACGAUUUCUCCUCUCGUCUAGCCAACUACUUGAUCACGUUUGGGGCGAGGCCAGAAACUGUUGUACCAUUGUGCUUCGAAAAGUCCAUGUGGAUGCCUGUGGCGAUGAUGGCCGUGAUGAAGGCUGGUGCGGCAUCGUGCGCGGUAGAUGUGACCCAGCCAGAAGCAAGACUCGAAACUAUAAUGGGACAAAUCAUGCCAGAAAUCAUUCUGACUUCGAAGCAAAGUAAGGAUCUUGCAAGCCGCAUAUCACAUACAGGUACCAUUGUGACACUCGACAAGGCAAGCCUGGAUCGGCUACCCAUGUCAACACCUAAUCUACGAUCAACGCUAGUCGGGCCCGACAAUGCUCUAUACUUGGUCUUCACUUCGGGAAGCACAGGCACACCCAAAGGCGUUAUCAUCACACAUCGCAACUUUAGUAGCGCCCUAGUCCACCAAACCGAAAGGUUGGGAUUCAAAAGAAGCUCGAGGGUGCUCGACUUUGCCUCCUACGCCUUCGAUGCAGCGUGGUACAAUGUCCUGCACACCUUCUACGCCGGCGGUUGUCUUUGUAUCCCCUCAGAGGAGUCUCGCUACAACGACCUAUCUAGGUCCAUCUGCCAGCUUCAACCAAACUUUGCAAAUUUGACGCCAAAGAUAUGCGGUUUGCUUGAUGAAGCGGCGUUAGGCAUCCUGAAUACGAUUGAGCUAGCUGGAGAGGCGGCGGAUCCGUUCCAGGUCGCUCGAAUGCGAUCAAAGACUACGGUGCGCUUUGCAUAUGGCCCUUCCGAGUGCUCAAUCCUCAGUACCGUAUCGACUGACACGGCAACCUGCUCAAACUUGGGACAUGGCCUUGGCGUACGCGUGUGGAUUGUGGAUGGUGAGGAUGAUUCUAUGCUAGCGGCCGUCGGGUCGGUUGGAGAACUGUGGGUCGAAGGUCCAUUGGUAGGUCGAGGGUACUUUAAUGACGAGACCAAGACGUCGGAAGCCUUUGUUGAGGACCCCUCUUGGCUGGCGCGAGGAGGGCCUGGAUAUCCAGGCCGCCUUGGGCGUCUGUAUAGAACCGGGGAUUUGGUACGCUAUGAUAAUUCCAACGAUGGCUCCCUGCUUUUCGUCGGUCGGAAGGACGCACAAGUCAAAAUCCGUGGGCAGCGAGUCGAACUGGGCGAGGUUGAACAGCAGAUACUCGAGCGCCUGCCAACAGCUUGGAAAGUUCAACUUGUAGUGGACAUGGUGAAGCCCAAAGAGAGCGAAAACCCCAUGCUUACUGCCUUUCUCGUCAGCCCCGACGCAUCCCAGGCGACCAUUGAGCACGUACAGGAGGACUUGAUGCAGGCACUUCCUAUAUACAUGAUUCCCUCUUUCUUCUUACCAGUGGAUGAGAUACCCAUGACCCAGACAGGAAAGACAGAUCGACGGAAGCUACGGCAAUGGGGAGCUGGGUUCACAGUGAGGCAGCUAUCUGACAUGAACCUGACACGGGCGCCUUGGAGACCACCAGAGUCGACAACGGAGAAGCAACUUCAAAGAUUAUGGGCAGCCGUCCUGAAUAUUGAUGUCUGUACUGUGAGUGCAGAUGACAAUUUUUUGCGAAUAGGAGGCGACUCGAUCGGAGCUAUGCGGCUUGUAGUAGCAGCACGAGAGGAAAAUCUUUCUCUUCAGGUUGCCGACGUCUUCAAGCAACCAAGACUACGUGAUCUGGCGAGAGUCGCAAAGCUGGAAUCAUCACUGGAGACAGACGGAAUCACCGUGGCGCCAUUCUCGCUCCUUGGCCGUGACAUGGAAUCACUUCGCAAGAUAGCCUCGGAUCAAUGUGGCGUACCUGUGUCACAGGUCGAGGACAUUUUCCCAUGCACGCCACUUCAAGAAGGAUUGUUGGCCCUAAGUGCUAAGAAGCCCAACAGCUAUAUGGUUUUUGUCAAUCGAGAAAUGCGAGCUGGCGUUGACCUAGGCCGCUUCAAGGCAGCGUGGGAGAGAGUCGUGGCGCUUUCACAAGGACUACGUACACGUAUUGUCGACCUUGGAAGCCAUGGCCUCAUGCAGGCAGUGAUUGAUGAAGGGAUAGAAUGGAUAUCCGCGGCACAGUGCGAUAAUAAACGUGCCAUGGGACUCGGAACACCAUUGACACGAAUUGAGGUGGUCACAGAGUCCGAAAAUAACAGAAGGUUGUUUCGAUUGACAAUACACCACGCCAUGUGCGACGGCUGGUCCGUACCUUUGGUGUUUGACAUGGCCAUGAGGAUAUACCAGGGUGAAUCGAUGCCACCUCCCCCACCAUUCCAAGCGUUCAUCAACCAUGUCCAGAACCUUGACAAAGCCCAGGCAAGGAAUGUCUGGCGUCAACAAUUCCAGAACAUGGAAGCUCAAGUCUUUCCCCAAUUGCCGACUGCCACAUACCAACCACAGGCAGAUGGAGAAAUUGCACACCUCAUUCUGGAUCUGCGGUGGCCGAGCAGAAACUCAACCCCGGCGACUUUGAUCAAGGCGGCAUGGUCGAUUCUGACUGCUCAGUAUACGAGCUCGUCUGAAGCCCUCUUCGGCAUGACCGUGACGGGCAGGCAAGCGAAUGUGCCUGGCGUGGAACUAAUGACAGGGCCAACAGUUGCGACUGUACCAGUUCGGAUACAGCUGGAUCGCAAUCAGACUGUGGAGCAGCUAUUGCAAUGCAUCCAAGAGCAGUCGCUGGAUACGAUGGCAGUGGAGCAGAUGGGCUUGCAAUGGAUACGAAGCAUCUGCGCAGAAUCAGAGCGAGCUUGCCAGUUUCAGACCCUCAUCGUGAUUCAGCCCCCAAGCCGCAAACCAACGCAGCCAGAUCAGCUGUUCGAAGCGGGCUUCGAAGGUACUUGGGGGCUUGGUACUUUCAAUCCGUAUGCACUAUUGCUUGAGUUCCAGCUUCAAAGUGAAGGUGUACUGCUGCGAGCUAGCUUUGACUCGAACAUUGUUGCGAGAAGCCAGAUGCAGAGAAUCAUUGACCAAUUUGAGACUGUUUUGCGACAGCUGUGCAUCCCUGGAAAGGGGAGCAAGUGCCUCUCGACGAUUGAAACAAUGAGCGCGCAGGAUCUAGGGAGCCUGUGGAGCUGGAAUGCAUCCGUACCACAGCCGCUGGAUAGGUGCGUACAGGAUAUCGUGUCCGAGACUGCGUCAAAGCAGCCCGGCGCCGUGGCAAUAAGCGCGUUCGAUGGGGACCUUACGUACAGCGAGCUGGAGAUGAAAUCGGACUGGGUAGCCGCCAAGCUAUAUGAGUUUGGGUUUGAGCCGGGAGUCGUGGUACCGUUGUGCUUCGAGAAGUCUCAAUGGACACCAGUCAUGAUGCUUGGGGUUUUGAAAGCAGGAGGAACCUUUACUCUGCUAACGCCAUCGCUUCCACGUGCCAGGCUGGCUGCUAUAUUGGAUGCCGUCAGGCCAAAAGUGGUCAUCACAUCGCUGGAGCACAGGGAUCUUUUUGGAACCACACCUACGCUUUGCCCUGGAGAUCUUGUUCUUGAAGAGCGAGGAGUGACAUCAAAUUCGCUGCCCUACCGCGGCAGCUUGUCUACCCCUGUUGCCGUACAAUUUACUUCUGGCACAACUGGCAAGCCAAAAGGGAUCCUGUUAGGCCACGCUUGCAUUUCAACAACAGCAUUCCGGGCCGCCCAGCAGUUCAGCGUAGGGCCCCACACGCGACUGUUCCAGUUUUCGUCGUACUUGUUUGAUGUCAGCAUCUACGACACAUUUAUUGCCUUGACGUCUGGAGCCUGUCUUUGUAUUCCAUCCGAAUACGCUAGGGAGAAUGAUCUCGCCGCAUCACUUGUAGAGUCCCGGGCAAAUUGGGUGUUCCUGCCUCCAUCUGUGGCAAGGACCAUCCCCACGGAUUCUGCUCGCAAUCUCCAGGCGCUGGUACUUGGAGGUGAGGCCGUGACGGACGCUGAUGUUGCCAAGUGGGCUGACGAGGUGAAUACUUUCAAUUGGUACGGUCCUGCCGAGUGCGCACUUUCUUGUCAGACACCUGUAAAACGUUCAGCAUGGAACACUGGCUCUAUCGGGUCCAACUUCUUCUGCAAUUGCUGGGUUGUCGAGAGGGAAAACCCAAGUGCCCUCGCACCAAUCGGUGUAGUCGGAGAACUGGUUUUACAGGGACCUGGACUCAUGAGGGGAUACCUGGAUGACGAGGAAAAGACGGCGGCGGCAUUCAUCGUUGACCCUCCGUGGCUCCUACGCGGCGCCCCUGGCCAUCGCGGUCGCAGAGGCCGCCUCUAUCGAACGGGCGACCUAGCCCGCUACAAUUCAGAUGGAACACUGACGUACAUGGGUCGUAAAGACUCCCAAGUGAAGCUGAGAGGCCAGCGAGUCGAGCUGGGAGACAUCGAGCACCACGUACUGCUUAGUCUCGUUGCUCUAGGCUCGACGGCCACUCAGGUCGUGGCAGAGGUGAUUACACCAAAGGGCACAAGCAAUGAAAUGCUUGCGGCCUUUGUAGAAACUGAGCAGGCUAGUUUUGGCGCGCGCGAAGGUCUGCGACUUGUUGAUCACAGCCUUACGGUCAGCUUGGGGCAUAAACUCGUCGACAUACUACCACGCCACAUGAUCCCAGCAGCCUACUUGGCGAUCAAGACCAUUCCUAUAACCCCAAAUGGCAAACUGGAUCGGAAGAAACUUCGUACGAUUGGCAGCUUACUCGAACUGGAGCAGCUCACAACUCCUGUAUCUGCGGCACAAGCUGAACACCAGCGACAGCCCGAGACAAACGCAGAGAGACAAUUGCAGAAGCUUUGGGGCGCUAUUCUCGGGACCAAAAAUCAGAUUGGCACUGAAGAUAAUUUCCUGCAGAUAGGUGGCGAUUCAAUUGCGGCAAUGCGCCUCGUCUCAGCAGCGCGUAAAGAAGGCUUGUCGUUCACGGUCUCCGAAGUGUUCAAGAAGCCGCGCCUUUGCGACCUUGCUAGAGCGGCACGUCCUGUUGGCAAGGCAGUGAGAGCAAACGUGGAACGGUUUUCGCUCUUGCAAAACAAGCUCCGCCAAGAUACCUUUCUUCACGAAGAGCUUCCUCGCCAUCUUUGUUCGUCAAAUUCCGUGAUAGACUGCUUUCCGGUCACAUCUUGGCAAACUGCUUGCGUUGAUCUUGCGAGAAGGACUCCCCCACGACAAUGGUCACAUUUCAUAUUCGAUCUUCCUGCUGGUUAUACAAGGUCGGAUGCAGUCAAGGUCUGCGGGUUCCUGUGGGAUAACAUGGAGAUCCUGCGAGUCAUAUUCGUCGAGCAUCAAGGCACAUACUACCAGGUCCUGACAGAAGCACUGCCCCCAACGAUUCUGCACUACUCAACCACGGGGACGACUCACGACAACAUUACAUCAAGAGUCUGCGAGGACGAUCUCCAACAUGCUGGAGUCCUCGGUACGCCUUUUACGCGCUUCAGUGUCCUUGCAAGCCACGAAGACCCGCCACGAAUAAUCCUGCGCUUGUCACAUGCCCAGUAUGACAGCACAACACUGCUGCACGCGAUGCGCAUUCUCGUAUCGUUCCUAGGAAACGAAACAAAGCCACGAUUGGUUAAUUUUCCCUCCUUUCUUCAACAUGCAGCCAGCAACGAAAGAUCGUGUCGAACCUAUUGGUCGGGGGUACUCCGGUCCUCAAAAGUCUCUAAACUCAAGUCUGACAAGAGAGGGGACAGGACAAGCAGCAGCUCAACUGCUAUUGCAGUGCAUAAGACGUUCUCCAUGCCUCGUUCGUCCACUGGCUUCACCCCUGCAACCAUGUUUACUGCUGCUUGCGCCUUAUUCCUAGCCAGAGCCACCGGAACCUCGGAUGUUACCUUUGGAAGACUAGUGUCCGGACGAGCCAUGCUACCCGUCCACGUACGAGACACCAUCGGGCCAUGCGUGAAUAUUAUCCCUGUUAGGGUGACCCUCGAUAGCGAGUUCUCGUGGCAACAAGCGUCGGCCUCGGUCCACGAGCAGCAUGCUGACAGUCUUCCAUAUGAAACAAUCGGGUUUGACAAAAUCGUCAGUGAUUGCACGGAUUGGCCUUCAGACGUCAAGUCGUUUGGCUGCGUAACGCACUAUCAAGAUCUUGGUGAUGCCGAGGCACAAUCUGCGGGUAUCAAUCUCCAAAUCAAAUCGUAUAAGGGCAGUUCUGCGCUGGGGCGACUGAUGGGAGAUAACGUGCUUAUGAUUUCUGCCAGGCCGACAGGAGGUCAUCUGGAAGUGGAACUUGCAACUGCUGGUGGGCACUACACAGUGAACCAGCUUCAAGACUGGAUCAAUUCUCUGGCCGCCAUUAUGGAGACGGAGAAAUAUCAUAGCAACGGCGUUACAAAUCGCUCGCUGAUCGAUCCGGCUUCCGAGCACUAG